AUGACCACCGCUGACUCGCAGCUCGACGCAUCCACAGCAUCCGCAGGCGAUCUUCCUGCACUGCAUCGCCAAGGUCGACCGGAUACUGGUAGAGUGGUGUUGCCCUUAUCUGCACCACAGACAUCGCUCAUCGAAUCACUCAGCGAUGCCCUGGCCGCUGCUGGGUCCACUGCGUCCACCUUGUUGAAGCAAAGCAAAGAGCGCGCUGCUGCGUUAGCCUCUGCUUUGAGCAAAUCGCAGCACGCAUUGAACCUGACCAGCAGCGAUCGGCAGUCCAGCCGUGCCCCUGAAGUGCAAGCAAUGUUUGAUCCAGAAGGUCAGCUGGAUGCCGAUGAGCUGCAAAGCAGUCUUGCUGCAUUGUCGGGACUGGGACAUGGUAGCCAACGCAUCACAUGGGCCAGGUGGGAGCAAUUCGCCGACCAGCACAUUCUGCUUCUCGGCUACGACACCGGCGGCUUGCAAGUCUAUGCCUUGACAGGGGAGGAGCUCGAAGAGCGAUUGAACAUUCACGGGCUGCUGCUCCCAAAUGAAGAGCCUGCAGGGGCCGUGGUGAGUGGUUGCAUCCACCAGGUUGGCUCUCGACGGUCUACGCAUGCACCUGCGAGCAUCAGACUGCUGCUCCUCUGUCAAUCGAAAGCUGGUGCGAAUCUCUGCUUGUAUGACACCGGGUCCCACGUCGUCGUGCAGGUUACCAAGCUAAGCUCGGAUCCAUCCAUCGGCGCGCUGCAAGCUGCAUCAGCACGACUUGUUAGCGGAGCCUCAUACGUCGCCGUCGGCCUGGGAAGCGUCGUGCACAUCUUGGACGCCCGAACGCUAAAGCUGGAGCGAUCGGUAUCGUCAACGGCCGAUCCCGCCCACUCCGCGGAUCUGCCUUUCGACCUCUCUGAUCGCAUCUUUGCCUUCGCAACCACCGAGCAAUCGGCUCAUCCGCCUGGAAUUUGGAGGCCUGAUGGAGCUGCCGGUCACCCUCGAACGCCAGCUCACCGCGGAGGAAGCCAGCGUGGUGCUACUUCGCAGUCGUAUCUCGGACCUCGAGAAGCCAUCCAGACAGGCGUUCAGCUGACAGAGCACGCUCGCAAGCUCGGUGGAACAGUGCUGGAUGCCGCACUCACAUGGGGCAGUGCUCGCUGGUCUGGAGCGUCAGGCUCGGCGUCUCGAAUCGACACCACGUCAUCAACUUCACCCAGACAAUCGUCCUUGACGUCUUCAGGAUCUUCACCGCGACCUUCGCAUCCCAAGCUCGCGACUUCGGAUCGUGAGCGCGAGCGCGCGACGCUGCCACGAUACAAACCGCGAACGGCGGUGAAGGUCAUCGACCUCCGCUCAGGUCGCGUGCUAGCCCACUUUACUCCUCGUCCUCAACGCUCUGCUGCGGACAUUGCUCUCCUCAGAUUCAGUCCGACUGGGCAUCAAAUUCUCACGGCAGAUCGUCGCGGUCAUGCCGCCUCCAUCUUUGAGCUUCGGCCCAGCGCACUUCAUCAGCAAGUCGCCGAUGUCUGGCAUUGUUUGUCGGUGAGUCUGCUCUUGCUUGAGUCGUCUGCCGGCAUGUCCGCUCACUCUCUUCACGCACUCGUGCAGCUCUUUCGUGGUCAUACUUCGGCAAGGAUCGUCGAUGCAAAAUGGUCAUCCAACUCUGCAUACGCGACCCUGCUGUCCGCGCGGGGCACGGCGCAUGUUUACGCUCUCACUCCCCAUCAAGAUGGGCGGCGUAAGGGGCCUCUAAGCUACCCGUUAGAGACAUUCCUCGACUGUACAGCGCGCACCGCCCGUGCGCGAAGUCUCACCAAAGCCGUUCAGCAAAGUGCAGCCGCACACGAAGACGCGAAUCUGCCUUCAGACGCAUGGUGGACGGAAAGCAUGGCGCACGCUUGCCCCACGAUGGCUCUGGUCGAACCGCUCACGCCGUCUCAUGAGAAGCUCCUUAGCUUCAUGAAUCCAGGACAAAUCACAGAUUCGAGCGCCGAAGUCUUUCAUUUGCUGAUCAUGGACCCGAGGAAUAUCGUUCUGAACGCGCAUCGCAUAAGCAUCUCGGCUCGCAAGGGUACGGAGCCCACCACUGCUGGUGAAGCACCUGGCGCAUCUGCUUUGAGCACAAUGAUGCACCGGGCUCGCUCUGCUUCAACCACUGUAGCAGGGGUCCGACUCUCGAGUGACGAACUUGGGCGCAAUACCUCCCAAGCAUCGACACGAACGCCUCGCUCAUUGUCGCAGCCCCUGCCUGUGAUGUCCGGCACUUGCGAACGUCUGGCGGCGUGGCUCGAUCUUGCAAGGAAGGACGAUUCUGACGAAGUGCGCUCGAAGCAUUUGGGACUCUUAUCGCACAAGCGCUUUGGCUCCGCUCCUAUGCUCGCCCAGGCAUACUCAACCGUCGUGGGACGAGCAGAAGUCCAUUCUUGCGAACCCAGAGCAUUGGCUCGUUCGCCCUACCUCUCCAGGCAAAUAUCAUUCAGGACGUAUGCGAUCAUGGCGCAUGACGGCCCAUCAACUCAGCCACGCUAUUCAGACUUGCAGCGGAGCAACACGCAUCGCAACGCGGUCCGCGACCAAGUGCUCGCUGAAAAUUCUUCGGACGAUCCAAUUCACGGCAUAGACUACAACCUAGCGUCUGCGAUCCAAGUCGAGCAAUUCACGAGCGGGGCAGCAGCGGCUGCUGAAGACGUGGAUUCGGCGCGUUCGCCAACCAGCCGCAUACCUGCCUUCCCUCAAGGGCAGCGAGCGCGACAGCCCUCAUGGACGAGCAGAGCCACCAGUGGAAUCGGCGCCAUUCCUAUUCGAGCUGGGGCAUUUGCUGUUGCGGGUAGUCUGGACAGAGCUCGACGUAGUCUGAUCGAUGCCCACAAUGCUAGGCGCAAAAUUAUUGCCGCUGAGGCCAAGAACUCUAGCACGCCUUCUCUCAGCUUCGAAGACGUCGACUCGGAUCUCGCUAUCUUUGCCGAUGCUGUAGCUAGAGCUCAGCGCUCCUCGCAAACGUCAACAUCUGGAGCUUCUAGAUCGUAUUCUUUCUCCUCUUCGCGUGCUGCAGGAGCAGCCGGUCCCGAGAGCGGCGAGAGCGGAGGCUCAGCAGACACUCCGCUCACAGUACAUGACGAGGAGGAUGACAGCGCAUACGAAGACGAUGGCGGCAGCGCCUGCUGGGAAGCUGCACGAGGCGCAAACGAGGACGAGGAAGGUGACACAAAUGGCUGGGACUCUUUCGCAGAUCAGGAGUUCGGCGGGAGGGGGCUGAAAAGCCCGAGUCGUCCUGCAGGAGACAAAUACACCAGCGAUUCUCGAGCACGGCACACGAACCUAGAGCCCUCUCACGACAACCGCCAAGAGAGCAGAAAAGAAGCGACUGGUGACUACAUAGGCGUCUUUGACGAAGAUCUGGCUAUAGUUGGACCCGUCGGUGCUAGUUCAAGCAGCUCGAAGAGUGUGGGAGAUGCAUCAGACUUUGGUGAAGGUAGCAUCCCUGGCUCGCUGCCCAUCGCGGCGCAGCAUUUGCAAUACACGAGACAACAGGCUGCGCGGAAGCAGGUGGCGCUAACGCAGCCAUCCUCGCUUCAGGUCCGAUCACUUGGAGCUCAGCCGGGCAGCCUGAGUGAGGACCCCGAAUCGGAUAUCGCCCUGAAGCACACUUCGCAUGCAUCACGCUCGGACCAGGACAGCACGUUGGCGCAAGGGUCAAGACUCGCGCCAGCGUCUUCCGGCGGCUCGCGCAAGACCGCCAAACGCCGCAUGAAACCAGCUUCGUACGAGUAG
Molecule: messenger RNA, 3741 nt
Organism: Ceraceosorus bombacis
Lineage: Eukaryota; Fungi; Basidiomycota; Exobasidiomycetes; Ceraceosorales; Ceraceosoraceae
Source: the annotation of a GenBank genome assembly